Molecule: messenger RNA, 663 nt
Organism: Moesziomyces aphidis
Lineage: Eukaryota; Fungi; Basidiomycota; Ustilaginomycetes; Ustilaginales; Ustilaginaceae
Source: the annotation of a GenBank genome assembly
AUGACGACGGCACUCAGCUCGAUCCCGACGCUUGCGUCGCUCUACACCUCUACGCUCUCGCGGCCUGCUGCUUCGUCCUUCGCCAGCAGCAUCUAUCCGUUCUCCUCGUUGCUCUCCGUCCACUGUGGCGACAUCACGACGCUGGAGGUUGAUGCGAUCGUCAAUGCGGCCAACACCUCGCUGCUCGGAGGCGGUGGAGUCGACGGUGCAAUCCACCGUGCUGCAGGCCCAUCCCUCCUAGCCGAGUGUCGCAGGCUCAACGGCUGCAAGACGGGAGAAGCAAAACUCACCGCGGCGUACGACCUACCUGCCAAACACGUGAUUCACACCGUCGGACCGGUGUAUUCAUCCCAUGAUCCGGCCAAAGCAGAGACGCUGCUCAGAAACGCCUACAACAACAGUCUGGAGGAGUGCAUAAAGGCAGGCGGAAGGAGCAUUGCAUUUCCAAGCAUCUCGACCGGCGUAUACGGAUAUCCAUUCGACAAAGCCGCCGCUGCAGCGCUAGACCAAAUCGGCCAGUGGCUCGAACAUGACAACAACCACAAAUCCAUCGACCGGGUCGUGCUGUGCUGCUUCUCACAAAAGGACUACAGCAAGUAUCUCGAUAUCGCGCCGUCCUACUUUCCGCCCCAAGACAUGUUUGACGAGUACGCAGAGACAUAG